AUGCCACAGAAGCUGCCUCCCCAAGCUCGCAGGCUUCGCACCAUCAUCGUCACGGUUCCCAUUAUGGCAGCAACAGCAUACGUACUCUACGAGCGUCUCGUGCUCGGAAAACCUCGAAGAACACUGCCUAAGGAGGCACCACAACCUCUUUCUACAACCAAUGAAUUACUGCCCGAAGGCUCUCAUGCCGGAAGUGAACGCUGGUCAAAAGGAGAAUGA
This is a messenger RNA of Suillus discolor, 219 nucleotides long. RefSeq lists its product as uncharacterized. The record is from RefSeq and is a predicted model, not a curated record. NCBI's taxonomy places the organism in Eukaryota, Fungi, Basidiomycota, Agaricomycetes, Boletales, Suillaceae. The transcript has 2 exons. The coding region runs from base 1 to 219 and encodes 72 amino acids.